Molecule: messenger RNA, 1463 nt
Organism: Rhagoletis pomonella (apple maggot)
Lineage: Eukaryota; Metazoa; Arthropoda; Insecta; Diptera; Tephritidae
Product: homeobox protein ARX-like
Biological process (GO): regulation of transcription by RNA polymerase II
Cellular component (GO): nucleus
Molecular function (GO): sequence-specific double-stranded DNA binding; DNA-binding transcription factor activity, RNA polymerase II-specific
Source: RefSeq, a predicted model, not a curated record
GUUCAUUAUAUACUAAACGAGAGUUCGCGCCACAGUAAUAAUAUUCGGUUGCGCUCGCAUUGCAAAAUCAAAAAUAUAGUUUCAAAUAGAAAACAUAUGUGCAUACAUACUUACGCAAAUCGUCGUGAAUGCGAAAUAAUCGAAUGUCUGAAAAGUGUGUCUAAUUAAAUUUACGAAAAUAAAAACUAAUUUCUAAAAUAAUAAUAAUUAUAAAAAAAAGUAAAAAAAAAUGCCCCAACGCUCGCCCUUCGCCAUUCAAGAGCUGCUUGGUUUAAGUAAUUCCGCCGCUGCAGCAGCCGCAGCCGCCGUCGCUGUCGCUGCCGUCGCCAAAACGCAAGACGACAACCCAAACGGUGACUUAAACGAAUGCAGUGGCGACUGUGAUACAACAACUACAAAACCAAAAAUGUAUUCGCCCACAGCAGCGGCAGCAGCAGCAAGUCGAGCAACACCACCAUCGCCGCCAACUCAGGCCUCCACAACAACAACAACAACUACGACGCGCACGCCGCCGCCCACCCAUCAAAAGUGCGCUGCUGCCGGCACACCAAGUAGCAGCAGUUCAGCCACUUCAUUGAGUUCGUCGAUAACUCCAGGCACAAGUGCAUCCACCACCGCGGCUGUGUCAGCAUCAGUGGUCACUUCGGUUAGCGCCAGCGGCAGUGGUGUUUCAUCGCCUUUUAAUGUCGCUACAGCUGCCGCUGGCGAUCAGCAACAGCUUGCUGCACAUCAGCAACAGCAGCAGCAGCAACAACAACACCACCACCAGAUGACUAUGGCCGCUGCUGCCGCCUCACGCAUGGCUUACUUCAAUGCGCAUGCUGCUGUCGCUGCGGCUUUCUUGCCACAUAAUUUGGGCGGUGGCAGCGCUGCUGCUGCUGCUGCUGCGGUGCAACAUCAAAAUAGCCUGCAUGCAUUACAACAACAACAACAACAUCAGCAUCAUCAUCCCCAUCAUCAUUUGCCGCUGCAGCAUCAUACGCACGGGCAUCCGCAUCAUUUGUUGCAUGCGCAAGGUUUUUCGCAAAUAAAGAACUUUGGCAUACCAGGUGGCUGUCUGACAGGCCCACUAUCGAGUAAAGAUUUCACCAUCGAUGGCCUAAAUGGUUUUGGUGGUAAGAAAAAGAAGAAGAAACGUCGUCAUAGUCGCACAAUUUUCACAUCAUAUCAAUUGGAAAAACUCGAAGAGGCCUUCAAAGAAGCACACUAUCCAGAUGUGUAUGCACGCGAAAUGCUCUCGUUAAAAACCGAGUUACCUGAGGAUCGGAUACAGGUUUGGUUUCAAAACCGUCGUGCCAAAUGGCGUAAAACAGAGAAAUGUUGGGGACGCAGCACCAUAAUGGCCGAGUAUGGACUCUAUGGAGCGAUGGUGCGCCAUUCGUUGCCACUGCCAGAAACAAUUAUAAAAUCGGCAAAAGAAAACGACUCAGUGGCACCAUGGCUACUAGGUAUGGAGACGGAAA